This is a messenger RNA of Oppia nitens, 1757 nucleotides long. RefSeq names its product N-fatty-acyl-amino acid synthase/hydrolase PM20D1-like. The record is from RefSeq and is a predicted model, not a curated record. Bases 83 to 1603 code for a protein of 506 amino acids. NCBI's taxonomy places the organism in Eukaryota, Metazoa, Arthropoda, Arachnida, Sarcoptiformes, Oppiidae. The transcript has 9 exons. Gene Ontology annotation, molecular function: hydrolase activity, acting on carbon-nitrogen (but not peptide) bonds, in linear amides. Gene Ontology annotation, biological process: amino acid metabolic process.
AAUUAUUUCAGUCAUUUUGUUGACUUUUAACGGUUAUAACGGGUUUACCGCCGAUGAUAAACAAAGUUAACCUAUAAUCAUCAUGAAGUUAGUGAUAAAAUUGUUUACAAUUGGUCUACUAUUGUCUACGGGACUAUUGGUGGCCACUAUACUACGUACGGUUAUCUAUUUUCCGGCACCAACCCAAGUGGCGACAUGCGCCGAUUUGCACCAACCUAUCGACGGGCAAUCGGUUAUCGAUCGGUUCCGAUCGGCGCUACAAUUCAAGACAAUUACCAAAGCGGCACACGAUUACGAUACCGUCGAGUUGAAGAAGUAUAUCGACUUUAUUAUCAAAAACUAUCCGGCCAUACAUUCGUCUAAAUUUGUUUCCUAUGAAUUGGUCAACAAUUUAAGUCUAUUGUAUACGAUUCAAGGAUCAGAUCCGUCGUUGACACCGUAUUUACUAUGCGGUCAUUUAGAUGUAGUUACCGUCGAACUGGACAAAUGGGAUGUCGAUCCGUUUGCCGGCGUUAUACGCGACGGCUUUAUCUACGGCAGGGGUACUAUAGAUGUCAAGAAUAUUGUUAUGGCAAUACUCGAGUCGUUUGAUUACUUAUUGAAGAAUGGAUUUAAACCGAAACGAAGUUUUUUCAUAGCCUUCGGUCACGACGAAGAAGCCCUGGGUCUCGACGGCGCCCAAUACUUGGCCAAAGCUAUUCAGGCGAAAGGUGUCGACAAACUGGAGUAUCUGUUAGACGAAGGAACGAUAAUUAUGAACCAGACAUUCCCCGGUGUUCAGGCUCUGGUAGCUAUGGUCGGUGUUACGGAAAAAGGCUAUCUGACAGUCCGAUUGGACGCCAAAGGCCAGGUCGGCCAUUCUUCGAUGGCACCGAAAGAGACGGCUAUUACCACAUUGGCUAAAGCGGUGUCAAAAUUUGAGUCUACAGUACAUCCAAAUAUGUUUGGUUCGGGACCCGAAAAGGACUUAUUUGAAGCAUUUGCACCUUAUGCUAGUUUUCCCUAUAAUUGGAUUUAUAGCAAUCUAUGGCUGUUUGGACCGAUAUUUUCAAGAAUCUUAAGUACUAAGCCUUCGUCUAACGGUUUGGUCCGAACCACUAGCGCUGCAACUAUUAUCGGUGGCGGUUAUAAAGAAAAUGUUUGUCCGAGUUCUGCCGUCGCUUACAUUAACCAUCGAAUUCAUGUCAAACAGACCAUCGAAGAAAUAGUAGAUUUUGAUCGCCGACUGAUUAGCGACGAUCGCAUAGCACUGUCCAUCCAUGGUCUACCUAUUCAUCCGCAUCCGAUAUCACCAUACGAUGACCAGUCCUUUGGCUAUCAGACAAUUCGUCGAAGUAUUAGACAAGUGUUCAAUAAUACUGCAGUGGUUCCCGGGAUUAUGUUAGCCAAUACUGAUACCAGAUGGUAUAAACAUCUGACAUCAGCUAUCUAUCGAUUUUCGCCGUCCAUUCUCUAUACUGAAGAUACUGUUAGAUUUCAUGGCCAUAACGAAAGAAUAUCAGUCGAUAAUUAUAUGAAAACAGUCAACUAUUAUCAUCAUAUUAUUGUCAAUUCAGAUCUUAAAGAUUUAGCCGACAAACCACUGGUUAAGGAUGAACUGUAAGGGUAGGGGAGGGGUGGGGUGACUGUACCGGUAGUACUGAUGAUAUAAUGUACGGUAUAAUACUGUUAGUAGUAGUAGUAGUAGGUAGUAGUCAAUCAAAUUGAUAGUACAAAAUGCAAUUUUUUGAAAUUUUUUUGAAUGACAUUUAUAUAUA